Musa acuminata subsp. malaccensis (wild Malaysian banana) is the source of this 1130-nucleotide messenger RNA. RefSeq names its product transcription factor MAMYB. NCBI's taxonomy places the organism in Eukaryota, Viridiplantae, Streptophyta, Magnoliopsida, Zingiberales, Musaceae. Gene Ontology annotation, cellular component: cytosol. Gene Ontology annotation, biological process: 'de novo' cotranslational protein folding; regulation of translational fidelity. Gene Ontology annotation, molecular function: ribosome binding; Hsp70 protein binding. The record is from RefSeq and is a predicted model, not a curated record.
AGACUACACCGCAUCAUGGACUACAUCGAAGAAGAGGCGCGGCCACGGUUCCUCUUCUCCUCCUCCUCCUCCUCCGGCGCCUCCUCAGCCGCUGCGCCCGCCGAAACCCGAAAGGUCAGCAAGUUCCACGCCGCCGCUUGCCUCUCGGCUGCCGCUGCGCUCCUCCUCCUCGCCUACCUCUCUCUAUCUGGCUCUCAAAUCCUCUCGUCCCUCCUCCUCUGGGCCGCCCUCUCCCUUGCCCUCGGCCCCUUCGCCCCCCUCUCCGCGACGGGUGGCGACGCACGGGUCGGCCACGGCGACCCCGUCCCCGACCCCGAGCCCGCCCCUUCUUUCUCGGAUCUCGACGAACCUAAGAGGCGGGUCCAAGGCCGCCGUACCAGAUCCCAGAAGCUCGACGGGCCUCCUCCGCCGGUUGCCACCAUCUCUAAACCCGCAGCCGCGGAGAGGAAUAAAGAUCUGAUCUUUGUCAAUGGCGGUGGAUCAACGAACGACAACAAGGGGAAAGAACAGGAAGAAGAGAAGGAGUGGACGGACGAGGACUUGGAGCUUCUCAAGAAGCAGGUCUCGAAGCAUCCGGUUGGUGAGCCGAGACGGUGGGAGAGGAUCGCUGAAGCUUUCCAAGGGCGGCAUGGGUUGGAUAGCGUGAUAGACACCGCAAAAUCGUUGUCGGAGAGGAGGCCCGCAGCUGGGGAUCCAUAUCAGCAGUUCUUGAAACAGAGGAAACCGGUGGAUAAACGAGUGGCAGCCGUCGAGGUAGAGUCGCAGCCGCAAGAUGGGAGUUUGAUGGAGCAUGGUGAUCCCAAGAAGGACAAUGGCGAAGGGAACGGAAAUUGGAGCUCAGGGGAGGAUAUUGCGCUCCUCAAUGCGCUCAAGGCAUUCCCCAAGGAUGCCGCGAUGAGGUGGGAGAAGAUAGCUGCAGCGGUGCCGGGGAGGUCGAAGGCCUCUUGCAUGAAGAGGGUUGCAGAGCUAAAGAAAAGCUUUCGGAGCUCCAAAUCUACUGAAGUAUAGAGCAAUUCUUGGAGGUGUUGGUUGGGUAUGUUCACUUUCAUCACUAAUAUCUUCUUUUGUUUUUACCACAGCAGACAAUGAUCAAUAUGAUUGAGUUCUCUGCAUGAGGAUUGUUUCCAUUA